Molecule: messenger RNA, 1485 nt
Organism: Notolabrus celidotus (New Zealand spotty)
Lineage: Eukaryota; Metazoa; Chordata; Actinopteri; Labriformes; Labridae
Gene: ubap1lb
Product: ubiquitin associated protein 1-like b
Exons: 6
Coding region: 36-1181 (381 amino acids)
Biological process (GO): ubiquitin-dependent protein catabolic process via the multivesicular body sorting pathway
Cellular component (GO): ESCRT I complex
Molecular function (GO): ubiquitin binding
Source: RefSeq, a predicted model, not a curated record
AACUUGAUUUACUAUCUCACAGGGGAGCUAACAGGAUGGAUGGUGUUCCUCUGAAGAUACCACAGAGUGCCUCGCAGGCAGUCAAAGAUGACCUGAUGGUGGUGGUUCCUGAUUACCUGACCCUCCUGCAGGACACAGAGUAUGUGUUCCGUCUGGAGAACUGGGUUCUAACGGGUUUACAGAGUGGUUUUACCAGCCAGCCUUGCCCUCAGCCUUCCUCCUCGUCUUCCUCAGACCAGCUAUCAUCCUGUCCUCCAUACUGGAUGAUGUUCAGCAGCCCUCAGCAGAGCCGGCUGGCCAGCCGCCACUGCUCUGAUUUCUGGGAGCCCAACCCCCGCCAGCGCUCACACAGCCUGAACCCCACCGUGCUGCGCUCCAAGUCCGCUGUGUCAGACUCUGUGGAGGAGGGAGGUGGCUGCAAACAGAAGGCCAAGGACAGUCUGUCAGUCAAAACCUGCACAGGUGGGAGGAGUCCUGCUACCUCAGGUCAAAGGAAAGCACAGAAAGCCUUCAUCCCAGACCUCCUGAACCCCCCUGCCUGCCUCAGCAGCCUCCCCCACCAACGUAGGAAGAACCUCCGACAGUGCUCCCUGUCCGUCCUAGACACUUCAAAAUCUGAUCCUGAGACAGACAACCAGACCAAGAAGACCCCAGACACCAGGCCCUCCAACACCAGGGCCCCUAACACCAGAGCCAAUACAGUGGACAGACUCCCCAGCAUCAACUACCCCAACACAGCAAAGACGUCUCUGAGCCCAGUCACCUGCACAGCGCCCCCUUCAGCCUCCCCUCGCUGUCGUCUCACCUCGGACUCUUCAGUAGAGCUUCUGUCUGCUCUGAGCUCGGAAGAGAGAGACCUACUAGGUGUCAUCACCGCCCGGGGGUACCCCCUUCAGACUGCUAUCAUCGCCUUGCAGAAGACAGGCCGGCAGACCCCAGACCAGAUCCUGAGUUACCUGGUGGCCUGUGAGCACCUUUGUCAGCUAGGUUAUGACAUGGCUCAGGUAGAGGAGGCUCUGGAGAUGUUUCAGAACUGUGAGACAAAGGCGGAAGAGUUCCUGCACCUGCUCAGUCAGUUCAAUGAGAUGGGUUUUCAGCAGAACGCCAUCAAAGAGGUUCUGCUGGUCCAUGAGAACCAUCGAGAGCGGGCGCUUGAGGAGCUUAUGAUGCGUGUGGCAUGAAGUUUACAUGUAGGAACACAGCUGAGGAUGGACUAUGGCCUUCUGAGCUCAGUAAUGUGUAGUACUGUUCCGUGGAUGAAGAUGAAGAUGAUGAUGAUGAUGACGGUGACGAGCCAUUGUUGCUCAUUUCCAUUCUUGUAUCAUUAACACUAAUGGAAGUGUGCUGUUGAUGCAGCGCGUGUUCUUAGUAGUGUUGCCUGUAGUGCUCUCUGUAGUGCUCUUUAUAGUGUCCUCUGUAGAGGGAGUGGGUAUAAAUGGUUAAUAAAGAUGACAUCCACUGUGCUGUGUGUCUGUCUGCUCUGAA